This is a messenger RNA of Carya illinoinensis, 1412 nucleotides long. Its product is annotated as tRNA (guanine-N(7)-)-methyltransferase. Gene Ontology annotation, cellular component: tRNA methyltransferase complex. NCBI's taxonomy places the organism in Eukaryota, Viridiplantae, Streptophyta, Magnoliopsida, Fagales, Juglandaceae. Bases 451 to 1209 code for a protein of 252 amino acids. Gene Ontology annotation, biological process: tRNA methylation; RNA (guanine-N7)-methylation. The record is from RefSeq and is a predicted model, not a curated record. Gene Ontology annotation, molecular function: tRNA (guanine(46)-N7)-methyltransferase activity. The transcript is spliced from 2 exons.
GUGUCCAGAACAGCAUCCCAACUAAUCCCAGGGGUGCAUGGGCCCUCGGCAAGGAUUUUUUUGCAAGUGCACAUUCGGUAAUUCAAGAGAAAAAUCCCCCAAUCCGAUGACCCCUAGAGAUUGUUUACUUCGAGUAGCCUUGUAGCCUUAUUCCCCCAUAAUCUUUCAAAUACUGCAACAAAUUGAUUUAUUUAUCCAUGCUCUGUAUAUCAUCAUUCCAGUUCUGAGGUAUCUGAACCUCUACCCAAAUUGGUUGGGUCACCUCCAUUGAAAGAAUCUUAGGUUCUAUCCAGAAUGUCCAUUACAUUAACCUGGCCUACUUGACCCAAGAAAUUUUAGAAUUACCAUGUCUUUGUUGCUGUUCGGUACUUGUUCCCAAUUCAUAUAUUUGGUAAAGUGGUUUUGCAGAGUACAUAAAGCUCGUUUUUCAUAGCUUUGCAGAAGAAAGCCAUGUUGGAAACCAAGGCAAAUCCAAAUAUCAGCAAGUCAACAGGCCUGCCUCGGAAGCGUUUCUACAGAGCACGAGCACACAGCAACCCAUUAAGUGAUUCUCACUUCCCAGUGCCUAUCUCCCCUAGUCAUGUCGACUACUCCCUUCAUUACCCUCAUUUUUUCCCCUCUUCUGAUCAGAGUGAUAGCUCCAAAAAGAUCCAGUUUGCAGAUAUUGGUUGUGGUUUUGGAGGACUGCUCAUCAGUCUUUCAACCCUUUUCCCUGAGACCCUAAUGAUUGGCAUGGAACUUAGGGAUAAGGUUACUGAGUAUGUCAAGGAGCGGAUUUUAGCACUGAGGGUGGCAAAUCCAGGCCAAAACCAAAACAUCUCAGUGACGCGGACAAAUUCCAUGAAAUACAUUCCGAAUUACUUUGAGAAAGGACAGCUCUCGAAGAUGUUCUUCUUGUUUCCGGAUCCUCACUUCAAAGAGAAGAAUCAUCGACGUCGGGUGAUCAGUACACAUUUAUUAGACGAGUAUGCUUAUGCUCUUGGGGUUGGUGGGAUCAUAUAUACAAUUACAGAUGUAGAAGAACUGGGAGAGUGGAUGAAGGCUUGUUUAGAAAGCCAUCCCAUGUUUGAAGCCCUCACAGAGAAAGAGCUUGAAGCAGAUCCAGUUGUAGAGCUCUUGAGUUCUGCCACUGAGGAAGGACAGAAGGUUGCUAGGAAUGGCGGACAGACUUUCAGAGCAGUUUACAGACGCGUUACCCCACCAUUAUAAUACAAAGAAAAACUUUUAAGGCUGCUCAAAUGCAGUUGAUUAAUCGGAUCAUUAAGUUGGCAUGGUAGCAUAUGUAUUGUUGUUCAGCAAGUCUUCAGGCGGAUCGUCUGGUUUUUGAAACUUGUAUUUUGCUCUGUUCUUGUGAUAUUGAGACUACUAUAAACAUUUUGGGGAAGUUGAUAGUUUUUCCAGUUGACCUCUAA